CAGUGAAGAAACGGUUUGGUUUGUGCUUUAUUUUCUUGCCGGAUUCAAAGAAUUCAGUUAGAAAGGGGGGCUCGCCGGAGGGCGAUGGAGGUCGGUGAUGCUUAGCUUCCUAGUCUCCGGACGACAUGUGUGACCCUUUUUGAGAUCUUCUCUAGAAGAUCAACAAUAAUCUUCUUAAAAUUCUUGAAAUACUAAGACAUGAAUAAUGCUUCAACAUCUAUCAACUCUGCAACUUCCCUUUCACAAGAAAUUCUUUACAAAAUUUUCACUAGACUUCCCAUUAAGUCUAUAGUAUGAUUCAAGUGCGUUUCUAAAUUCUUUUAUUCUCUUAUAAAUAACCCGUUUUUCGCUGAUGUGCACUGCAACCGAUCCUUAACCUUUCCCGAGACAAGCAUCCUAUUACGUCUUCCAUCCAAAACAUAUCAACAAAUCUUUUACACUAUAAAUCUGACUAAAGAAAACCAUGGAAAGCUCCAAGCCCACCGUCUCGGGUAUAUGGACCAACAAUGUUUUCACAAUCUGCUUCAUUUAAGAAGAUCAACAAUAAUCCUUCUUAAAAUUCUAGAAAUACUACCCAAGAAAAGACAUGAAUACUUCAACUUCUAUCAUCAACUCUGCAACUUCUUCCCUUCCACAAGACAUUCUUUACGAAAUUUUCACUAGACUUCCCGUUAAGUCUAUAGUACGAUUCAGGUGUGUUUCUAAAUUCUUUUAUUCUCUUAUAAAUAACUCGUUUUUCGCUGAUGUGCACCGAAAUCGAUCCUUAACCUGUUCCGGGACAAGCAUCCUCUUUCGUGUUCCAUCCAAAACAUAUCAACAAAUUUUUUACACUGCAAAUCUGACCCAAGAAACUCAUGGAAAGCUCCAAGCCCACCGUGUCCGGUAUAUGGACCGGCAAUGUUUUCACAAUCUGCUUCAUUUAAGGUGUACUAAAGGCCUGAUUUGUCUGGCCAACGACGACGGAGACGCCGCGAUUUGCAACCCUAGUAUAAGACAACAUGUUUCUCUGCCAAGAACCCAUCCUGUCCGCCCAUCCACCUCGCAAAACUUCGCCAGCGCGGUCUUGGGUUUCGAUUCCGUUUCGAAAAAGUACAAGGUUUUCAUGUCGGAACUGUGUUGCAUCCAUGGCCGUGGCGAUAAGAAGCACUGGGUUUUGACUCUUGGAGAGGAUGAAUCAUGGAGGGAGAUCAUCGUCUCCUCCGCCGCCGUCCCUAACUAUCCAGAAACCAGUCUUCACAUUGACGGCGUUAUCUACUUGAUAAACUGGACCGUUAAAAGGGAAAUAAUUGCGUUUAACGUUGGAGCUGAGGAGUUUCGCACGUUACCUUUUCCGUGUGAACUCCGACAUCGUACCUCCUCGGUUUUGAGGUCGCCGUGGAUUGAGGUGGCCGGUCGGCUAGCCGCCGUUACUGUUGAUCAUCAAUGGAGCAGAGUGGAGAUAUGGGCUUUGGAGAAAUCAAUGGAAUGGGAGAAAUAUAUGAUUCCCAUUCCAUUGGAAGAUAGAGAAAUGAUAAGAAAAGCUUGUUCCAUGGACUUCACAGGGAAGUGUAAUGGGGAGAUUGUGAUGCUGAUUCAAGUGGGUGAGACUUUCUUGAUUUUCGUUACUGCGUUUGGAAGAACGCCGCAGGUGUGGAGAAAGUUUGAGAUAUGUGGAAUUCAUGAUCGUUUCAUUUGUUUGGAUAGAUUACAAAAUGCCAUGCAUAUUAUUCAGGACAAUGUAUUUUUUCCUAACUUUAAGUUUAGUUCGUGAAAUACAUCGACAAUAGAAUGUUAUUCUGUA
Messenger RNA from Ipomoea nil (Japanese morning glory), 1780 nucleotides. RefSeq names its product putative F-box protein At3g10240. The transcript is spliced from 4 exons. Gene Ontology annotation, molecular function: protein binding. The record is from RefSeq and is a predicted model, not a curated record. Bases 587 to 1750 code for a protein of 387 amino acids. NCBI's taxonomy places the organism in Eukaryota, Viridiplantae, Streptophyta, Magnoliopsida, Solanales, Convolvulaceae.